AUGAACUUUGAGUAUGGGGCUCUCCUUAAGAAUGUGCUCCGUGCUGUGCUGACGCGCGCGCGGGACAUCGGGCUCCGACCGAGCAGGGCUGGCGGGGACCAAGCGGUGCAGACGGCGGCCGCGGGGACCCGGACUCAAGCAGAGGAGAGCCAGGCGGCGACGCUGCGAGCCCAAGAGUGCGCCCGCCCGCCCCGCACAGUUCAAACAGCGACCGUCUGCGGCGAGGGGGCGGGGCCUCGAGGAGCUCUGGCGCUGCUAGGUGCGCUCGCUCUCCUCCUUGGCAACCCGUGGACCCAGUGGGAGCUCGGAGGAGGUUCUUCCGACAGCCCAUGGAUUGAGCGUGAAAUCUGGAUCUUCCUGCAGGAGUGGGAAGUGGUUGAGUAUAAAAUCGGGCACUCAGGCGAGAAGACGAAGAAGAAAGCCAAGUCUCUCUGCAGGCGCCUCUAUAAGCGGGGUCUGAGGAAGAGCUGGGAUAGCUGCCUUCAACUGAUGCUGAACAUGAAGGAUCUGCACAGAACUCUUUGUACUGAGAGGCCGGGGACUGAACGCUUAGCUUCUCCUUAUGCAUGGGACCUGUACAAGAUCUUGGGUCACAGAGGCCAAGUCCCAGCUCCCCAACCUGCACCCCUGCCCUCAGCCCCCGCACUGGCCCCAGCCUCCGGGGCCACAGGGGGGCCCUCAGCAGGUACUAGGAGCCGACGUGGAGCCACUCCUGUAGGACCUGACUCCACCGUGGCGCUGCCCCUUAGGGCUAUUGGGCCGCCCCCAACUGGCGAGAACGAGCUGCAGCUCCUGCAGUAUUGGCCUUUUUCCUCCUCUGAUCUCUAUAAUUGGAAAGGAAAGAUACAAGAUAAAAAGACGCUGGUGAUUGGGGCGACAGGACAAAAACCGCAUCCGUGGACUACUUCUCGUACAGUGGAUCCUGGAAGAAACCAGGUAUCCCACUCAUUUUUAGUAACACCAGAGUGCCCUGCGCCCUUACUUGGUAGAGACUUGUUAACCAAACUAAAGGCCCAGAUAAAAUUUGCCCCCUCUGGACCGGAACUGUCAUGGACUGAGACACCCCAAACGUUAAUAUUGUCCCUUCAGCUAGAAGAAGAAUACCGGCUAUACCAAGAGAGAGAGAAGCCCCCCGAGGAGCUUCAGGACUGGUUACUUCGAUUUCCUCAGGCGUGGGCUGAGACAGGGGGCACGGGAAUGGCUAGACAGGCCCCCCCUGUGGUGAUUGAGCUCAAGUCUGGAGCCACCCCCAUUGGGGUCCGACAGUACCCCAUGAGCAAGGAAGCUAGAGAGGGCAUACGCCCCCACAUUAAGAGACUGUUAGAACAGGGGAUUUUAGUCCCUUGCAGGUCCCCUUGGAACACCCCCUUAUUGCCAGUAAAAAAAAUGGGGACAAACGACUAUCGUCCGGUACAGGAUCUUAGAGAAGUCAACAAGAGGGUACAAGAUGUCCACCCUACAGUGCCCAACCCCUACAACUUGCUCAGUACAUUGCCACCCACUUGAACCUGGUAUACCGUCUUAGAUUUAAAAGAUGCCUUCUUCUGUCUGAGGUUACAUCCAAACAGCCAGCCCCUGUUUGCUUUCGAGUGGCGGGGCCCUGAGAGUGGGAGAACCGGACAACUCACGUGGACGAGGUUACCCCAAGGAUUCAAAAACUCCCCAACACUAUUUGAUGAAGCUCUAUAUCGGGACCUUGUUCCCUUCUGCACUAAUAACCCCCAGGUGACUCUUAUCAUUUAUAUUGAUGACAUUUUGCUGGCCACAGAGACCCAAGAAGAUUGA
Molecule: messenger RNA, 1785 nt
Organism: Arvicanthis niloticus (Nile rat)
Lineage: Eukaryota; Metazoa; Chordata; Mammalia; Rodentia; Muridae
Source: RefSeq, a predicted model, not a curated record